Jatropha curcas is the source of this 1647-nucleotide messenger RNA. The record is from RefSeq and is a predicted model, not a curated record. NCBI's taxonomy places the organism in Eukaryota, Viridiplantae, Streptophyta, Magnoliopsida, Malpighiales, Euphorbiaceae.
AACUUACUGCCAUUUUCCCGCCGCCCAUUUCUUCAGUUCGUCUUUCCGUCGCAACUACACUCAUCCUCUCAUCUUUCUCUGUUUCUCUAACAUUGUAACGUUAACUAUGCCUUCGUUUCCACAGCCUGGUUCUGUCACUAUCUGUGAAAUCAACAGAGAUCUAAUUGCAGCUGAGAGUCUCUCAGAUGAUCAAGCCAAGGAAAUUUAUGGAAAAAUUCUGGGAAUGGUUUUUAGCCCAAUUCAAUUUCAAACUUAUCAACCGGCAGUCCCUAUUGAGGAGCAGGAAACACAAGGGCAAGGAAGACCCAGUGGAGAGAGUACUGAGAAGAAUGGUUUAUUGAAAGCCAUUCAGGUUUUUGCUAAUAAUUCAAUCAAAAGCAUUUUUCAUCCCAAUUAUGUAAACUUGUUGCCGGAGGUUGACUUUAAAGGGGUGAGCUGGCACCAACAUAAACAUAUUAUUGCAUUUAUCGCUGGUCCAAAUCAGGUUAUAAUUCGUGAUUAUGAAGAUUCAGCAGAAGGGAAAGAUGCUUCUGUCUUGACUUGUGAGUCCCAAAGAGACAUUAAAGUCCUUGAAUGGAGGCCAAAUGGUGGAAAAUCACUUUCUGUAGGAUGCAAGGGUGGAGUUUGCAUUUGGACUGCAUCAUAUCCUGGAAAUGUGGCAUCUGUAAGAUCUGGCACUGCUUCAUACUUGGGUACUCUUUCUAGAAGCACUGGAACUCGGUGGACUCUGGUGGAUUUUCUCCGAAGUCAUAAUGAUGAACAAAUAAGUGCACUUUCUUGGAGUCCUGAUGGAAGGUACUUGGCAUCUGCGUCAUAUGAAAGCUCGUCAUUCACCAUAUGGGAUGUCGCACAAGGAGUUGGAACGCCCAUCAGACGGGGUUUGGGGGGCAUAUCAAUGCUCAAAUGGUCACCAACAGGAGAUUACUUUUUCGCUGCAAAAUUUGAUGGAACAUUUUACCUUUGGGAGACAAACACAUGGACAUCUGAACCAUGGUCUUCAACUAGUGGGUUUGUCACGGGAGCAACAUGGGAUCCAGAUGGGCGUGUGGUACUGCUCGCUUUCUCUGGGUCUGCAACAUUGGGUUCUAUUCACUUUGCAUCAAAGCCUCCAUCUUUAGAUGCACACCUGUUACCAGUUGAUUUGCCAGAGAUAAUAUCCUUGACAGGAAGUCAGGGAAUUGACAAGAUAGCCUGGGAUGCUUCAGGUGAAAGGUUAGCAGUAUCUUAUAAAGGAGGGGAUGAUGUUUACAAGGGUCUCAUUGCUGUAUAUGAUGCUAGAAGGACUCCGCUGAUUUCUGCAUCAUUAAUUGGGUUUAUUAGAGGGCCUGGAGACAAUCCAAAGCCAAUUUCAUUUUCAUAUCAUGACAAGUUCAAACAGGGACCAUUGCUUUCUGUUUGUUGGAGCAGUGGAUUUUGCUGUACCUACCCUCUCAUAUUUCAUUCCCCCAGUCUUUCCUAGUUAAGGUGAGUCUUCUACAGCAAAAAGUAAUGCGCCUUCUGGUUAAUACUCGAAAAACAGAAAAAUAUUCAAACUUCUAUUGCUAGACUUUAAUUUUAGUAGUAUUUGCAAAUUUCAGUAAAGAAACUUGUUGGAGCUUCUGAGCCUUCAAAAUUUUAUAAUAUUAAAUUCACAUAAUCAUCCUGCUA